AUGGCACCUAUUUUUCCUUUGGACUUUAUAACUCACGAAAAUAAUGGCUCUGCCGGUCAGCAGGCAGUUCAUUAUCUAGUGGUCGAAACAUGGCUCUUACAAUUAGCCAAAGAACAGCAACAAAUAUUCUAUCGUUUAAUAUCCAAUCUGUUUAAUAAGGCUCUGGAAUGUUUAAAUGAAACAAAGGAAAAAAUUGGAGAUUUACAAAAGCGACAUGCAUGGUAUCACUCGGGUAUCUAUCAAUUACGUCAACUAAAAUCUGACCUAGAGUCUAUCCAAAGCCAGUAUGAUAAAAGUAUUCGUGAUAUUUUAUAUGAAAUUGAAAGACAGAAGGAACAUGCAAAAGAAAUACUUUUAAAUGCACUUAAACAUCUUGAAGUAGGUGUCAAUACAGAAAGAUUUAAACAUCAUCUUAAUCAAUUAAUCAAUGAUGUUGAUAAGCUGGUUAAUACUGUGUCAAACGCAAGCAUACCUGCCAUACUUUUAGUUAUUUUUUCAUUUUUAUCUACAUCGUUAUCCACUAUUGGAGGAGCAAUAGCUGCUAUGCAAAGUAGUAGUAUUGCAGCUGGUGCCUCAGCAUUUGGUGUGGGACUUCUAGUUACUAGUGCAGUUGGUGGUGUAGCUAGUGAAGUAAUGUUUAGAAAGAAAAUAUCAGAUUUUAUUUCUAAAAUGGCAGAACAAAUUGAAGUUAUAGAAUAUGAACAAAUAAAACGAUUACAAAUGCUUCAUUAUUAUUUCAAAGGUUUUGAAGAAAAAUUAUGCAAUGAUAAAAAUAACAAUUUAGCCACAAAUAUUGUUUGGUAUGAUAAACAAAUAAAAAGUCGAACAAAUCAGUAUCAUGUUAACAAAUUAACAGAAGAAUUUUUACCAGAAAAUUAUGCAGUGAUACAAAUGGAGACUAAAGAUGAACUAAUUGAUUCAAUUAUAUCUGACACUGAACAUAAUAUCAUAUUGAUCACAUCAGGAUCAGGUGGACAAGAAAUCAUUUCUGAAAUUGGAUCCUAUUGGAACAUUAAAGGAAUAAUGAUAUUUUGUGGGAAGGUAGAUUAUCAUCAAGAAUGGGCAUCCAAAUAUAAGAAAGUAUUACUUGUUACAGAUAAAUUUGAUAAAGUGAUUCAAGAGAUAAAAAAUAUACAAUCUGGCGAAAUUUACUUCUUAAAUCGUGGUUUUUCAUUGGAUGACAUAAUACUAAAAUUACAAAAUGUAAACUAUUAUUUAUCAGCAACUAAUAACGGUUUUAUAAUUACAGAUUUUUCAGUGAUCGAGUCAAAUAUUGAUUAUCACAUAAAUAUUAUGCAUAAAAUACAUAAUUCAUUAGUAUCAAAAAACAUUUAUUCAAACGGUAUUCCAAAGCAUUUUGCAAUUGAAAAUCUAUUAAAAUGUGCUGAAAUGUUUGUAGAAGCUUUAACAAAAACCGAUCCAGAAAAAAAUAUCAUAUAUCUUUAUACAUUGGAAAAGCCAUAUUAUUAUAAAAUAAUUAAUGAUAUUCUUAAUUUAUUAGAUGAAGAAUUAUUAUCAUUAGCUGGAGAUUAUAUUAAAGCAUUACGGUAUGCUUUAUUGAAAUAUUCCGAUACAAGUCAUAAACUACCAAAUACAGAAAAUGUCAAAUUAUACCGAGGAUUAUGUUUAUCAGACGACAAGGAUUUUCAAGAACUUUUAAGAAAAUUCAAACAAUCGGAUAUUAUUAUUUUUCCAGCAUUUUUAUCAACAAGUUUAAAUAGAGAUAAGGCAACACAAUUUACUGAUGGAAAGGGUGUUCUAUUAGAAAUAUCAGCCGAUUGUACACUGUUAAAUAAACCAAAAUGUAUUAGUGCUAUUUCGCAUCACCAAAAUGAAGAUGAAGUAUUAAUAAAUUGUUUUAGUUUAUUAAAAGUGGAUAAUAUUAAAAAACUAGAAGAUACUUUAAUGUUAUAUGAAUGUACCUUGGAAUUAUCAUAA
Rotaria socialis is the source of this 1938-nucleotide messenger RNA. NCBI's taxonomy places the organism in Eukaryota, Metazoa, Rotifera, Eurotatoria, Philodinida, Philodinidae. The record is from the annotation of a GenBank genome assembly.